AAUCAACUUAUGUAUAUUACUUUGAUAAUAAGUCAUCCAUCUAUUUGUAGUCUGUUCCAUAUAUUUGUCAUUGCAUCCAGGACUGAUCUCAAAACCAAAAUAUGCGUGAAAAGUGUUUAGAACUGACUCUGAUUCAAUGGGUACUGCAUUGCUUUGCCGACAGCAAAAGAAUUCACAAUCACAAGCUUUUCCUUCAUCUCCACAAGAAACGAGUCCAUGUGUAAGCACAAUAGCGACUAUGAUCACUUACACGUCACGAUAUCAUAAUGAGGCCAAUCUUUCCUACAAUGUGCAUCGAUGCAUUCUAAGUAAUUCAAUUUUCCGUCGCCUUUGUCAGCAUGGCUUGAUUGUAAGUAAACACAUGCUGUUUACACGUAAAAAUCGAACCUUGUUUAGCUUCUAGUUGCCAAGUUGUAACUUC
Plasmopara halstedii is the source of this 421-nucleotide messenger RNA. RefSeq lists its product as uncharacterized. The transcript has a single exon. NCBI's taxonomy places the organism in Eukaryota, Oomycota, Peronosporomycetes, Peronosporales, Peronosporaceae. The record is from RefSeq and is a predicted model, not a curated record. The coding region runs from base 137 to 403 and encodes 88 amino acids.